CUGUCAAACGAAUGAAUCACUGGCACAAGGCAGUGUGCUGCUCGGUUGCUGCAACUAGUAAUUUCCAGUUCCCUGUCAUUAUCGUCUGACAUAAGCUGAUCUCCGGCUAGUCAGCGGACUAUUCGUAGAUAGGUGAAGAUCAAAUACUAUUUUAGGACGGACCGAGGAAAAGAACGAGGAUUGCUCUGAGGACGAGAGUAACUUGAGGAAUGGCUGCAUCUAAAUGUACGCGACUGACCGUUGCUCUGAGCAGACACUUACUGGACUCGGUAGACUGUGUCCUGUUCGACUGCGACGGUGUAAUAUGGAGAGGGGACCAGGCCAUCCCCGGAGCCCCUGAAGUUAUCAGUUCACUGAAGAAAAACGGAAAACGGGUGUUUUUUGUCACAAACAACAGCACAAAGACCCGACAAAUGUACGCGGAUAAAUUAGACAAGCUCGGUUUCGAAGCCACUGCUGACGAGGUGUUCGGGACAGCGUACUGCUCGGCGGUGUACCUCAAAAACGUUUGUAAAAUCAACGGAAAAGUCUAUUUAAUUGGGAGCAAUGCGAUGAGGCAGGAGCUCGAGGACGUGGGGAUCCGACCGCUCGGUGUGGGGCCUGACCCCGUCUCAGGAGUUCAGAAAGACUGGGCCGAUGUUCCUCUCGAUAAGGAGGUUCAAGCUGUACUCGUCGGGUUUGAUGAACACUUCAGUUACAUGAAGCUCAACAGAGCUCUGCAGUACCUCUGUAACCCCGACUGUCAGUUCGUGGGAACCAACACGGACACGAGACUGCCUCUGGAGGGAGGCAAAGCGGUCCCGGGGACAGGGUGUCUCCUAAGGGCGGUUGAGACCGCUGCGCAGCGCCAAGCUCAAGUGGUCGGGAAACCCAGCAGCUUCAUGUUCGAGUGUGUGACCAACCAGUUCGGUCUGGACCCUGAGAAGUGUCUGAUGGUCGGAGAUAGACUGGACACUGACAUCAUGCUGGGCUCAAACUGUGGCCUGAAGACCCUGCUGACCCUCACAGGAGUUUCUACUGUAGAAGAAGCCGACGCAAACCUGAAGAGCAAAUGUCCACUUCAGCAAAAAAUGGUGCCUGACUACUAUAUAGACAGCAUUGCUGAUAUUUUACCUGCACUACAAGCAUAGUCAGUGUUUACUUGAAUUUCACCCAGUUUAAUAGAGAAUAUAUUUAUCAACAAAUGGGUACGGAUAUUUUAAUAAUUUAAUGGAAAUUGUUCAUCUUGAUAUAUAUAUAUGCAAUAUGAUUUACUAUGUCAUCAAGGCUUAAUUUCAAAACUGGCCUACCUCUUUUUUUUUUUUUUUUAAUAACCUACUGUUUUAAUUUUAGGUAAUAUAAGGGCAAUACAUUUUUUUUAUUUAUUUUAGUUUUAUUGUUUGUUUUUUAUUUUGUCUAAAAAAGUAAUUUGUGAAGUGUUUUCUUGUCAGUAAUACUCGGGUGCUAUACAAAACAAGUGACCCUCUAAAUUGUGCCGUUUGUUUUUAUUUUAUCAGAAGUACUUAUUCAAUUCUGUACUGUUAAUUCACUGUACUUGUAACAUAAUAAGUGAGAGAAUAUUUUAAAAUAGUACAUUUUGCAUUUUACAGCUUUGUCACUCAGUAACCCAUAAACCUGGUAGGAAUUUAUUUCUCGCCAUGGUUUGGUGUUCAAAUGUACAUUUUGCUUGACUGAUCAAAUAAAUAAGGAUUGUUAAUGAAAA
This is a messenger RNA of Carassius gibelio (silver crucian carp), 1702 nucleotides long. RefSeq names its product glycerol-3-phosphate phosphatase. The transcript has 2 exons. The coding region runs from base 210 to 1130 and encodes 306 amino acids. The record is from RefSeq and is a predicted model, not a curated record. Lineage: Eukaryota; Metazoa; Chordata; Actinopteri; Cypriniformes; Cyprinidae. Gene Ontology annotation, cellular component: cytoplasm. Gene Ontology annotation, molecular function: sn-glycerol 3-phosphatase activity.